Saccostrea echinata is the source of this 2138-nucleotide messenger RNA. RefSeq lists its product as uncharacterized. The record is from RefSeq and is a predicted model, not a curated record. The coding region runs from base 154 to 1170 and encodes 338 amino acids. Lineage: Eukaryota; Metazoa; Mollusca; Bivalvia; Ostreida; Ostreidae. The transcript is spliced from 8 exons.
AAUACACACAGCAACGAAACUGUUUACAAAUGGAGGAUUUCGCCAUACUGUAUCUCGCACUUCUUGAAAGCUGACAACAAACAAAAGGACAAAAAGGUCGUUGCGUGGUUCGAUGUCAUAAACAGUGCUAUAUCUGACAUUAACUAAAUCAAAAUGAAGUCCUUAUGUUUAGUUAUUUUAGUGUUUUGUAUGAUUUUCAAUGCUGAUUGUGAUCAAGCAACUGAAAGAGACUCCUAUGCAGUGGAAAUUAUCUUCUAUCGCCUUACAACUGCUACGUGGACAGCACAAAGCAUGGAGACAACAUUUGCUGGAACAGUAGCUGCUGCGGCCAAUACAUACUGUGAAUCAAAUGUAGCAGCAUGUGGUUUAACAACGUGCUGCACCUCAGUUUCUAUCAGCUUUAAGGAGACAGAAGUUGGGAAAGUCAGUGGUUACCCACAGAAAGACUUGAAAAAUCUGAAACACAAAUUUUACCUUGAUUUUCCUACUGGUGCUACUGCUUCAAAUUCAUCUGUAACACAAUAUGUUGUUGUGAAUUCAGCUGUGUAUGAAAUCCUACGACUUGCACGGGAAACUUUCCACACCCAGACUGGUUAUUGGAUCACAUGGGCAGAUGAAACAUACUAUGGUAUCCCAGCAGCAACCAAGGAGAACCAAAUCAUCAUUCCUAUAGCAGUUGUUGUUUUGUUAGCCGUCAUAUUUUUAGCAAUUGGACUUCAUUUCUGGAAUAAGAAAAAACAAAAUCAAGCCCGCCUAAGGAAGAGAAUUGAUGACAGGAAAGCAAUGAAGAAAAAUCAAGCAAUGGUGCAGCCUACAUAUCGAGUGGAUCCUGAUAUUAAAGACAUUGAUGAUGAUCACACAGAGAAGACCCAGAAAGAUUCCUCCAAAAAACCUAGGAAAGAGAAGAUGUACACUGACAACUAUCCAGUGAAACAAACAGAGGAGACGAACAAAAAGCACUUUGGUGGGGCUAGUGACACUGACUCCGCCAUUAAAAUGGACCACGAACCCGAUUUUAUGGACUCUCAAACAAACAACAAGAACCUACCUCCUCUUGACGUACAGGAAGAAAGUGAGAGAAAAAAGAAGAAAAAGAAGAAGGACAAGAAGAAGAAGCACCACGGAGAUGGUUACGACAAUCAGUCAGCCAACCUUUCCACAGAACUCUAAACUGAUGAGUUUACCUACUAUAUCUACAACAGUUUUAGUCAACUAUUUGGGAGUAUUGACUUCUAUACUCACGUAUCAUAUGUUUCCAUUCAAAAUUAAGCAAAAAAAGAGAUUCCACUGAAUUGAUAUUUUCAUUCUAUUUAAGUGUUAUUCGUAUUCAUUUUGUAAAUUAGUGUGAAAAAUAUUUUUAAAAAUAGUAGGUGUUUUGGAAAGUUAAAAGUUGGGAAGUCAACAGUUGUUAAGAAUCAUGUUCAUUGUUCAGAAUGACCUACAAGAAUUCAGAAUCAAAAAAUAAUUAUUGGCAUUUUAAGGUAUUAACCUUUCAUAUUUUUAUUCAUAUCCUGCUUUGAGGCCAUCUGAUAUGGAAAUCUAUUGUCUCUGUGUUUGUAUUUACAAGCACAUGUAUAGAGUUCUCAGCUGAUACUUUUCACCCAAGUUCUAUUAAGAUUGCUGGUGAAUGUUUAGUUUUGCUAAGAAUGUUAUUAAAUGUAUAUUUUUAUAAAAACUGGAUCACUUUAUGGGAAAUUAUCAAUUUAGAAACAUGUUGGAUAUAUUUUUUAAUCAAGUUGAAUGUAUAGCUGAGGAUUGCCUAGCAUGUUGUGAAUGUUUCGUAGUCUCUAGUCAGUAAUUUUAUUUACAAAUGAACUUUAAUAUCUCAAACAUUGAUAUCCAUGGGUACGUCGAAGUGAAUUGGGAGCUUCAAAAAAUUAUGUUAUUUAACCUCAAUAUUUCAAAUACUCGGAUAUAACUUUUUUUUCUUUCUUGGCCCAAUGAGUUCUAGAUAAUGAAGUUUUACUCUGUUGCAGAAUUCAGAGGUAAUUCUCCCAAAUUAAGUAUAUUUCUUGUGUGUAUGACAUUUUAAAUUGUGCAUUAAAUACACUUUAUAUGUUUACUUUUAUUGCAUAAUAUAUAUUUUUUUCUUCAGAUAUUGUCUAUUUUGUUUGAUUUUUUUUUUACAAAAAUGCAUU